AUGAGCAAUAUAGAUAAUACACCAAAAGCUUCAAACAGUAAUAAAAGAGAUUUAUCGUCGCCAGAAGACCUUUUUGCGCCCAAGAAGAAUAAAUAUAACUUCAAGUCACCUGAUUACUCCCAACUAGAAAACGUUCUAGAAAUGUCCUCUCCAGAAGCGCCUCUAGCUCUUGAUGAAGAGGCUGUAAAAUCAAUUGCUUCAGCUCUUAAAGAGUCAAUUCAAGCAGAAGUAUGCUCAGCUCUAAAUGCAACAGUUGAAUCAAUAGUUAAAGGAGUUGUUGACGGCUUGCAAUUACAAAUUAAUACACUUCAAAAGGAAAACGAGGACCUAAAAUCAACGAACCUAGCCUUAACUACCCGUAUUGACGUACUUGAACUGAGAGCCGACGCUGCAGAACAGUACAGUCGCCGUGAUAAUCUGCGUAUCACCGGAGUAUCCGAAAAUAAAGAUGAGAACACCGACCAAAUCAUACUUGAUUUGAGCUCAAGCAUUGAUGCUGACUUAAGCUUAGAUGAAAUAGCGGUGUCACAUCGUCUCGGUAAACCUCGAUCUUCUGGAAAACCUCGCGAUAUCAUAGUCAAAUUCGCCUCCCGUCGUUCAAGAAACAAAAUUCUCAAGAAGCGAGCUCUUCUGAAGACUAAAGGCCACCCGAAAACCUUUGUAAAUGAAGACUUAACUAAAACUAGAUCGGAACUUCUGUAUGAAGCACGACAACUUGUAAAAAAUAAAGUAAUUCUCGGCGCUUGGACCACUGACGGAACAAUAAUCGUCAAAAGCAACACAGAGUCUAUACAUCGUAUAGUUUCAAAACGCGACUUAUCUCAGUUCUAUUCAUAUACUGUCGAUUAG
Messenger RNA from Ruditapes philippinarum (Manila clam), 849 nucleotides. RefSeq lists its product as uncharacterized. NCBI's taxonomy places the organism in Eukaryota, Metazoa, Mollusca, Bivalvia, Venerida, Veneridae. The transcript has a single exon. The record is from RefSeq and is a predicted model, not a curated record. Bases 1 to 849 code for a protein of 282 amino acids.